Funneliformis mosseae is the source of this 1029-nucleotide messenger RNA. Lineage: Eukaryota; Fungi; Glomeromycota; Glomeromycetes; Glomerales; Glomeraceae. The record is from the annotation of a GenBank genome assembly.
AUGAGCAUUAUGAGCAUUCUCAAAAAUGGGGAGGCAUCUCAUGAUGGCGAGCAAAGAAAAAGUGUCGAGACCCUUCCUAUCAAAUCAAAACCAAAAAACAAAUUUAGAAUGAGGAUCUGUGACGCCCCACCGGAAUUAUUGGAGAUCAUUAAGCGUUCCGAGGUGAAGAACGAAACGUCCUUAUCAAACAAGCCAUCUCCUAUCGUUAAUGUCGCAACAAAGACAAAUUCCAUAAAGUCAUCAUCUAACGAUGAAAAGAAACAUAGGAUCAGGAAGAAUCCUUAUCCGAAGAAGGCUCCCUCCAAAUCAUCUCCCGGAAUCACCCUUCAAGUGGACGUCUACACGACGCUUAGAGAAGAUCCGCAAGCACUAUUACGAAGGAAUGGGCCAUCAAAGGUUUAUUCAUAUUCAACACCGACCGGCGGUGAUCCCAUGUCACCAUCAUUCACCGAUGGUUCAUCUGGUACCGAAUCAUCUCCACCGCACAGCCCACGUUCGUCAUCAAAGGGUCAAAUCACCAAGACGAAAACUAAAACAAAACGAUCGAAACCAAUUAUUUCCGAAAGGAAGCGCAAAGGAAACAGCCUCGCCAGAGUUAUGGCGGAUCGUGGUCUCUUAGAAUCUACCUUGACUCCUAUAGUUAUCGCGGGAGAAAUAAAACCGAUUCGCAUACCACCACCCCCUCCGAUGCAAUUUGAUGAAUUGAUGAAGAGCAUUGAUCAGUUAAAUCUUGAUUUGACCACGCUUCUUCGUACGAAUCCAAAGAUCAAUUGGAAAGGACAACCGUUAUCCAUAUCACAUUUACCUCAUCAUAAUUCUUUGCACCAAAAAGAGGCUCAUGUGGCUUCAACUUUACGUCUUACCCCUGUACAAUAUUUAACGGCGAAGCAUACCUUGAUCUCAUCCGCUAGAAGGUAUGCGCAAAAAUCGCUUCCCUUCCGUAAAAGUGAUGCGCAAAAACUUCUAAGAAUUGAUGUUAAUAAAGCAAGCAAACUCUGGGAAUUUUUUAUGCAAGUUAAAUGGAUUUAA